Messenger RNA from Helianthus annuus (common sunflower), 1580 nucleotides. RefSeq names its product glucan endo-1,3-beta-glucosidase. The record is from RefSeq and is a predicted model, not a curated record. Gene Ontology annotation, biological process: carbohydrate metabolic process. Gene Ontology annotation, cellular component: plasma membrane. Gene Ontology annotation, molecular function: hydrolase activity, hydrolyzing O-glycosyl compounds. The transcript is spliced from 4 exons. NCBI's taxonomy places the organism in Eukaryota, Viridiplantae, Streptophyta, Magnoliopsida, Asterales, Asteraceae. The coding region runs from base 132 to 1493 and encodes 453 amino acids.
UACUUUGAGAAAACCCACAUCCACCUCACACAUUCCUCUCUUUUCAUUUAAAGCAAUCUCCAACCAGCCAAAAAGAAUUUUCAAACCCCAAAUAAAUCCCUCCAAAACUCCCAAUUCCACUUGCAACAACAAUGACAACCUUAACCCACCUCCUCCUCCUUCUCCUCCUCCUCGUACCCGCUGUAACCUCCAUCGGCGUCAACUACGGCACUCUAGCCGACAACCUCCCGCCACCAGCCACCGUCGCACAGUUCCUCAAAACGAACACCAUAAUCGACCGCGUUAGAAUCUUCGACGUCAACCCAGAAGUUAUACAAGCUUUUGCAGGCACGGGGAUCCUGGUCUCCGUUACCAUCCCUAACGGAGACAUCCCGUCCCUAACGGACCCUUGGAACGCCCGUAGAUGGGUCAAUUCCAACAUUAAGCCUUUUUAUCCCGCCACUAAGAUACAUUACAUAUGUGUCGGGACAGAGGUGCUCCACUGGGGCCCACAGAGCAUAGUGGACCACCUCGUGCCCGCCAUGCGAGUGCUACAUUCAGCACUCGUUAAAGCGGGUAUUAAAGAUGUUAAAGUUUCUACCCCUCAUUCGUUGAGUAUUCUUUUGAAGUCUAAUCCGCCUAGUAAAGCCUUGUUUCGGCCCGGAUGGGAUGUCGGGAAUCUUGCCCCGAUUCUUCGGUUUCACCGAGAGACCAAGUCCGCGUUUAUGGUUAAUCCGUAUACGUAUUACGCGUACACGCCGGGGAAUGAGAGUUACUGUUUGUUUAAGCCUAAUGCUGGAUUGUACGAUAAAGCCACUGGAAAAAGGUACACCAAUCAGUUCGAUCAACUGAUGGAUGCAGUGUACAUAUCGAUGAAGAAACUGGGUUACCCAGACGUCGAAAUAAUCGUCGCAGAGACAGGGUGGCCGUCUGGUGGAGACCCGCAAAACACCCAUGCCAAUGUUGCCAAUGCGGCCGCUUACAAUGGUGGGCUCAUCAAGAAAGUCAACUCUGGUCUCGGAACGCCAUUGAUGCCCGGCCGAAAGUUUGAAACUUAUAUAUUUUCAUUGUUCAAUGAGAAUCUCAAAGGGCCGUCCUUGGAUGAGAAGAAUUUCGGCCUUUUUCGACCCGAUUUUACUCAAGUUUAUGACAUUGGAAUUAUGCGCCGAUCUCAGUCAACAAGCCCAUCACCAAAGUCACCAUCUACCCCAAGCCCAUCACCGAAGUCAUCGUCGCCGUCGACCCAAGGCAAGCGUUGGUGUGUGCCCAAACCAGAUGCCACUGAUGUUGCACUUCAAUCCAAUAUAGAUUACAUUUGUAGCAACGGUAUCGAUUGUAGCCCGACCCAGCCCGGUGGGCCUUGCUUCGAGCCCAACACAGUGCGAGCACACGCAUCAUUCCUCAUGAACUCUUAUUAUCAGGCCCAUGGCCGUCAUGACUUAGAUUGCGACUUUGCUCACACCGGAACUGUAGCAUCCACCGACCCAAGUAAUGGUCACUGUAAAUAUAUUUAGAUGAAGUGAAUUCGAUGAUUAGAAUCAUGGGUUCCUUGUAACAAAAUGUAUGGUUUCCUUUGGUUUGUUGGGUAAUACACUUUAUUA